Messenger RNA from Aspergillus bombycis, 1188 nucleotides. RefSeq lists its product as uncharacterized. Lineage: Eukaryota; Fungi; Ascomycota; Eurotiomycetes; Eurotiales; Aspergillaceae. Bases 1 to 1188 code for a protein of 395 amino acids. The transcript is spliced from 2 exons. Gene Ontology annotation, biological process: transmembrane transport. The record is from RefSeq and is a predicted model, not a curated record. Gene Ontology annotation, molecular function: transmembrane transporter activity.
AUGAUCUCUCACACCGGAUGGCGGUCCUCGCGUGUCUUUGUUACGUUGGUUGUUAGUGUCGCUAUCUUCACCGACAUUUUCCUCUAUGGACUGAUUGUACCUGUGUUGCCCUUUGCCCUAAAGGUGCGAAUGGGCUUGCCAGAGAAUGAUAUCCAACUCUGGGCCUCAGCCUUUCUGGCCAUCUAUGGAGCCUCUAUUUUUGUGGGAUCUCUACUCUUCGGCUGGAUAGGCGAUCACUCGAAGACAAGACAAGGCCCAUUCCUACUCGGCCUAAUUCUCGUAGGCAGCGCCACUCUUCUAACCGCCCUCACGACCUCCCUCUCUUUAUUUCUUCUAGCCCGAGUGCUACAGGGUCUGUCCACCUCCAGCGUCUUCACAAUCGGCUACAGUCUCCUGCUCAACACAGUCGGAAGCAACCACAUCGGGAGCGCCCUAGGCUUUACCAACCUGGGCUUGAGUCUCGGGCUCUUCGCCGGCCCCAUCAUCGGCGGCUUCAUCUACGAUAUAGCCGGCUAUGUGGCCGUCUUUACCCCGGCAUUCGCACUCAUAACCAUCGAGAUUAUCUUCUGCCUAUUCCUCAAACCCCUACCACCCGGAUAUAAACACCCUCCAUCGUCCGAACACCAUCCAUCGCCCGAAGAAUCACCUCUCCUACACGAUGAACAAUCACAAUCAUCACCCCCAACCCUUCUCCUCCUGCUCCGCACCCCCCGCUUCCUAAUCGCCAUGACAGGCAUGUGCAUGCUCAACACAUUCAUGACAGCCCUUGAGGCCGUUCUCCCAGUCUACCUCCAGGCCCUCUUCCACUACACACCCAGCCAGAUCGCCAUCGUCUUUCUCUCCCACUCCCUCCCUCUAAUGGUUCUCUCGCCUCUAGCCGGCUACUGCGUGGACCGGGUCGGUCCCUUCCGGCCGGCUCUUUCGGGCUUUGCGCUCACGGCCCCGAGCAUGAUGCUUCUGGGUCUGAUUCAGCAGAAUACGAUCCUGCACUCAGUGCUUCUCCGUGUGUUUCUCUUCCUGUUUGGGUGCGGCAUGUCCAUGGCCAUGCCUGCCCUCAUGACGGAAUUUAGUAUGGCGGCUGAGGCGUUGCAUCCGAGGGGGUCCGGUGCGUAUUCGCAGGCGUAUGGCCUGAGUAAUGCUGCUUUUGCGGCUGGGACUCUUGUGGGACGCUUUAUGCGGGGUAUAUAA